Messenger RNA from Fusarium sp. VM40, 1833 nucleotides. The record is from the annotation of a GenBank genome assembly. Lineage: Eukaryota; Fungi; Ascomycota; Sordariomycetes; Hypocreales; Nectriaceae.
AUGUCGCAUAUUUCCGAAGAAGAAGCAUCACCCGGACCGGUUCCCGACUCCGGAACUGCUUCAGCCCGCACGGCAUCGCCAAUUCCAGUUGUUCAAAACUCAGCAGAAGAACAGGAACUCGACUCUGGCAAUUUAGCUGAUUUGUUCAACCGUGAAGAUGCCCGAAGACCAGAGCUGAAUCGAAAGACUCGGUCUUGUUUCAUUGGAAACGACCUUUCCAAUUGCCACUACCUUGUUCGCCAGAAGUCUCCCAAUACUGGCAGCAAUGGAACAUAUCAUCUUGGUACAAGACAGUUUCAUCAUAAAGACACUUCAUACGACUUGCACCGUGUAGUGCCCGAUAUCCUUGAGCUUCCAGAUAAAAAGCUGGCGGAUACUUUGGUACAGACAUAUUUUGACCACAUUAACUGUUGCUGGCCUAUCAUCGAUGAGGAAUGGUUCAUGGCUCAGUACGAACACAAAGAUCCUCAAGGUCCUCCGCCCCUAGCGCUCUUGAAUGCAGUCUGUCUUGUUGGGGCUCAUGUUUUAGCAUCGCAUAGACCUGGCAUGAAAUCGUUACAGUCGAUGUUCUUCCACAGGGCGAAGACCUUGGUGGAAUGCCGACAUGAGCAGGAUCGUGUUGUAUAUGUUCAAGUAGCUCUCCUGCUGACGUGGUAUUCGGACGGCCUCGAAGAAAUCGUGGCUAAUGCCUGGCACUGGAUCGGGUUUGCUACAAGGACAGCUAUAGCCUUGGGUAUGCAUCGAGACGUCACCAAUUCUAACAUGCAGCCGGUCUACAAGCGCACUUACACACGGCUGUGGUGGGUUUUGUUCCAAUUCGACACUAUUGCCUCAGCAUCCUCUGGCCGACCGCAAGUCAUGAACUUGGAGGACUCCGAUGUACCAGAGCUGCAACAUUCCCAUUUCGAAGGCACACCCAGAGCAGAUGCCGAUUUUGCGAUCCAUCAAUCCAAGCUUUGUACCAUAAUCUCCCGGACAAUAAGGAAAGGAUGGGCACUGCGCUCCUCAGUUGAAAGUCGAAUAGAGGCUAUUCAAGAGGCAGACAAAGCCUUAGCCGAGUUUAUGCUUCAGCUCCCUGUACAUAUGCAUCUAAGGCAUUCAAAUCUUAAUAACCGGCAAGCUACUCUGCACCUCACGUAUAACAAUUUUAUUCUUCUUCUUCAUCGACCCGCGCCAAGCCUGCGCACGAUUGGACCUCAUGACGAUCCCGUUCUCUGCGGAGAUGCGAUAGCCGAAAUUAGUUCAAUUUUCGAAACCUUACUUUCCCAAGAGUCUCUUCCCUCAAUGUGGUUUUAUAGCAAUCACGUCUUAUUCACGGCUAUAAUCUACGCUAUGGAUGGGUUUGGUUCUCAUAAGCCACUUACAGCGGUCAAGUCGCGCCGUCUUUCGAAAAGCCUCUUGUGUUCUCUCCGGGGAUUAUCGGCGUGCUGGCGUUUCGCACAUAGUUUGUUGCAGUUGUUUGAAGAGCGACUCGCCAGGCUAGAACGGGGUGGCAACGGAAAGACCAGACCGAGCGCAUCAGCUCCUCAGGGUGCGGCAGAUCUCGGGGAGCAGUCCAGAGAGGCAUCGAUUUCUAAAACAACUUGGAACCCCCAGGCAAGACAGACGACGCUAGAUUGGAGUAACAUGGAACACCAAGUUCCUGGUGAAGUUGAAUCCGGAUUUGUCAACUCUCAGUUCAGCAACCCUACAAUAACUCUAGAUCCGCUGGCAGAUGAUCAGACCCCACAAGUGAAUGGUGGUGCCAUUCUAGACGGUUUGUCUCUGUUUGACGAUUUUACAUUGGAAUUUCUUCUCGGCGAAACGAAUGGAGACGGCGGGUUUUUUAUGUAA